This is a messenger RNA of Stegostoma tigrinum, 5090 nucleotides long. RefSeq names its product utrophin-like. Lineage: Eukaryota; Metazoa; Chordata; Chondrichthyes; Orectolobiformes; Stegostomatidae. Gene Ontology annotation, cellular component: plasma membrane. Gene Ontology annotation, biological process: synaptic signaling. The transcript has 5 exons. The record is from RefSeq and is a predicted model, not a curated record. The coding region runs from base 554 to 1042 and encodes 162 amino acids.
GACCAAAGGAUCUUUUUUCAUGCUGUACGACUGUAUGAAACUCAAGCUUAAUUGUUCGAAACUCACAUUCAGACAUAUCUAACCUUUAUCAUAAUCUUACAGAAAGAUAGCGACUUUUUCCCUCAGAAUUGCAGACUCUCUAAUUUUACAUCUUCAAAGACAUUUAGCAGGGAAAGCAUGGAUUAUAGAGUGAGUUGAGUAGAUUGGUUCAUUAUUAAUUCUUAACUAAAUUUGAUUUAUUUUACAUUUUUAGACAACAUCAGGUGAAGAUGUGCGUGAUUUCAGCAAGGUGCUGAAAAAUAAGUUCAGAUCAAAGAAACACUUUGCCCAACAUCCUCGCUUGAGUUAUUUACUAGUACAAACAGUUCGAGAAGCUGAGAACCUUGAGAGAAAUGCAAUGUGCAAAUUCAAUUCCUUGGUUUUGGAAGUCCCAUUGAGAACACGAUUCAUUUGCGCCGGCAAAAUGCUCUGACCGAGAAAGAAUUGAAGUACCACGCUGAGUAUUGUUAUCCCGAUAGUUCUUUCGUAUCAGUCCGUGUGUAUUCCUGGGCGAAUGUGCUCGUGUGGUCUCAGGAGUUGCGGAGGUCACGGCUCUGGGACAGCCGUUUCAUCGCCCUAUGCUGCAGAACCUGCCCCGGAAGAGAGAGCCCAGAGAAUUGCCAAAGCUGUCCGCAAACAGUCAAUAGAAGUGAAGGAAAAUUGGGAACAACUGAAAAUCCGUGCGAGCAACUGGCAGAAACAGGUGGAAAAGACGUUGGAGAAACUUCAAGAACUGCAGAAAGUUCUGGAUGAUCUUGAGGCUCAUGUGAUAACAGCUGAGGGGGUCCACACUGAUUGGCAACCUGUGAGUGACCUGCUUAUUGACUCAUUGCAGGAUCACUUUGAUAAAACCACAGGUAAGGACUAUCUUCAAAAUCUGAGAUUGGGUUUUGAAAGACAGCAGCCUUUGUUUUGGAGAGAUAAUGGGAACUGCAGAUGCUGGAGAAUGCGAGAUAACAACGUGUGGAGCUGGAUGAAGACAGCAGGCCAAGCAGCAUCUUAGGAGCACAAAAGCUGACGUUUCGGGCCAAGAACCACCUUCAGAAAAUGGGGAGGGGGUGCGGGUUCUGAAAUAAAUAGGGAGAGAGGGGGAGGCGGGUGGAAGAUGGAUGGAGGAGAAGAUAGGUGGAGAGGAGAGUAUGGGUACGGAGGCAGGGAGGGGAUAGGUCAGUCUGAGGAGGCCGGUCAGGUCAAGGGAGCGGUAUGAGGUGGGAGGGGGGAUGGGUGAGAGGAAGAAUAGGUUAGGGAGGCGGGGACGAGCUGGGCUGGUUUUGGGAUGCAGUGGCCGGACAGGAGAUUUGGAAGCUUGUGAAAUCCACGUUGAUAACAUUGGGCUGCAGGGUUCCCAAGCAGAAUAUGAGUUGCUGUUCCUGCAACCUUCGGGUGGCGUCAUUCUGGCACUGCAGGAGGCCCAGGUUGGACAUGUCCUCUCGGGAAUGGGAGGGGGAGUUGAAAUGGUUAGUGACUGGGAAGUGCAGUUGUUGAUUGCAAACUGAGCGUAGGUGUUCUGAAAAGCGGUCCCCAAGCCUCUGAAUCGUUUCCCCAAUGUAGAGGAAGCCACAACGGGGACAGCGGAUGUUUUGGAUAUUUCUUCAGCUUGAUUUUCAUUCAGAGUUGGUUGGAUUUUGCUGAAGCAAUAGACAUAACUCACUAUGACGUAGACAAUGUCAGAGUUAAUGUUUCGCGUCCUGUGACCCUUCCUCAGAUCUCACUCUUCACUGAUGCUGCCAGACCUGCUGAGCUUUUCCAGCAACUUCUGCUUUUGUUGCUGAUUUACAGUGCCCACAGUUUUUUUGUAUUUUACGACACAGACAAAACUUGAUCUCUGCAGGAAGCAUGAUGCUGCAUUCUCCAACUUCCCUGCCUUUUUGUAAUAUAAUAUUGUCUUUUUAGGACAGAAGUGGCUUUUUUUUUGUUUGUUUAAACUUCCGCACAUACUUUCUAUGCAGGUUAAAAGUCUACACCUUUUCAGUUCUCUGCUGCAUAAUGAAGACUUGGAACAAUUUUUUUUAUAAAGUAGAAAAUCAGUGUGGUUUGUUUUCCAAAAUGUGAUGUGUAAGUGCAACACUUAACAGUGUGUUCAUCAAACUGUUGUUUCCUUUGAUCUUUGUGUUGCAGAAAUUUCUAGAAUCAUUUCAUAUAUUUUUUUUGAUAUAUUUUAGCAGCUUUCCUGGAGCAAGUCUGUUUUCCUUCGGAUGAGACGACUUUCAGACAUACUCCCUUUAUUAUGAGAUUUAAUUACGGUAAAAUCUGGAGGAUUUUUAUUCACUGAGUCACAAAGGACUAUAUGUUUUAAGCAUUGGAAAAUGCAUUCUGUUCUGACUGUCAUGUUAUCUGGUGUUUGUACCAGGCUUUCCGAUUAAAUGCAAGUGAUUAAGGAUGCUAAUGAUGCCACAUGUUAUUACAAGAGGAAAUGAACAUACAAGUAAGGAUUUUAUGCCACAUUUAUGCAUAGCAUGGACCAUGCAGCAUGGAUGCAGUGACUGAGUGAAAUGGGAUGCAGUGACUGAGGGUAAUGGGAUGCAGUGACUGAGUGAAAUGGGAUGCAGUGCCUGAGUGAAAUGGGAUGCAGUGCCUGAGUGAAAUGGGAUGCAGUGCCUGAGUGAAAUGGGAUGCAGUGCCUGAGUGAAAUGGGAUGCAGUGCCUGAGUGAAAUGGGAUGCAGUGCCUGAGGGAAAUGGGAUGCAGUGCCUGAGGGAAAUGGGAUGCAGUGCCUGAGGGAAAUGGGAUGCAGUGACUGAUUGAAAUGCUCACAGCGAAUUGCCCCCUCCAUCCUGACCCGCUCACAGUGACUUGCCCCUGCAGUCCUGACCCGCUCACAGCGACUUGCCCCCUCACUCCUGACCCGCUCACAGUGACUAGACCCUGCAGUCCUGACCUGCUCACAGCGACUUGCCCCCUCACUCCUGACCCGCUCACAGUGACUAGACCCUGCAGUCCUGACCUGCUCACAGCGACUUCUCUCUGCAGACCUGACCCACUCACAGCGAAUUACCCCUGCAGUCCUGACCCGCACGUUGCAACUUGCCCCUCCAGCCCUGACCCCCUCACAACGACUCGCCCCUUCAGUCCUGUCCCAAUCACAAGGACUUGCGCUCUCCGUCCUUACCCACUCAGAGUGACUUGCCCCUGCAGUCCUGACCCCCUCACAGUGACCUGCCCCCUCACUCCUGACCCGCUCGACAUUGAGGAAACCAAGCAGAGGCUUGGGGACCGCUUUGCAGAACACCUCCACUCGGUUCGCAACAAACAACUGCACUUCCCAGUCGCGAACCAUUUUAACUCCCCCUCCCAUUCCUUAGACGACAUGUCCAUCAUGGGCCUCCUGCAGUCCGACAAUAAUGCCACCCGAAGGUUGCAAGAACAGCAACUCAGAAUCCGCUUGGGAACCCUGCAACCCAAUGGUAUCAAUGUGGACUUGACCAGCUUCAAAAUCUCCCCUUCCCCAACUGCAUCCCUCAACCAGCCCAGUUCUUCCCCUUCCCCAACUGCAUCCCAAAACCAGCCCAGUUCUUCCCCUCCCCCUACUGCAUCACAAAACCAGCCCAGCUGUUGCCUUCCCCCGACUGCAUCCCAAAACCAGCCCAGCCUGUCUCCGCCUCCCGAACAUGUUGUUCCUCUCACCCAUCCCUUCCUCCCACCUCAAGCCACACCUCCAUUUCCUACCUACCACCUCAUCCUGCUUCCUUGACCUGUCCGUCUUCCCUGGACUGACCUAUCCCCUCUCUACCUAUCUUGUUUUCUCUCCAUCUUCGGUCCGCAUCCCCCCCUCCCUAUUUAUUCCAGUUCCCUCUCCCAUCCCCCUCUCUGAUGAAGGGUCUAGGCCCGAAAUGUCAGCUUUUGUGCUCCUGAGAUGCUGCUUGGCCUGCUGUGUUCAUCCAGCUCCACAGUUUGUUAUCUUGGAUUCUCCAGCAUCUGCAGUUCCCAUUAUCAGUGGCAUUUUCCUCUUCAUCAAAGUUUGUGCAAAAGCAACACGAUAUGGGGCGGCACGGUGGCUCAGCGGUUAGCACUGCAGCCUCACAGCACUGGGGACCCAGGUUCAAUUCCAGCCUCAGUCUGUGUGGAAUUUGCACCUUGUCCCUGUGUCUGUGUGGGUUUCCUCCAGGUGCUCCGGUCUCCUCCCACAGUCCAAAGAUGUGCACGCUCGGUGGAUUGGCCAUGCUAAAUUGCCCAUAGUGUUCAGGGACGUGGGUCUGGGUGGGACGCUCCAAGGUUUGGUGUGCACUUGUUGGGCCAAAGGGCUUGUUUCCACACUGUAGGGAAUCUAAACAAUCCUGUUCCCACAUCUCCAUGUACCCUGCUGAUCACUGCUCACAGAGAUGUUUGAUAACAAAAGGAUAACAAUAAUAUUCAAACCCAGUGCUGGAGAUGUAUUUUAAAUACACUGAGGCCAGUGUCGAUCUCCAAUUCAACUUUUAUUUACAAAUGAACUGUCUUCAACUUUAGCACUGCCUCAUUCAGAGAUAGUUGCCAGGGUGUCAGCAUCUCUGACCCUCACACUUCUUAUCUGACAGCCAGGGCUCCCUGAUUUGGGCUGUUAAUAUGGAACAAUCAGGCAACUCAUAUUCUGUGAGGUUCAACUGGCCGAACUGGUCACAAACCAAUGCGGUGUGUUCAUCGAAAAUCAAACGUACUAGAAAGAUACCAUUCCAUACCAGUGUAAAGGAAGGCAUGAGGCUAAACUGGGGAGGGAAGGGAACUGCUUAUUGGGGGUGGCCCAGAGAGUGGAAGAAAAUCGAAUGGGAAGAAGACCAUUUGAGACUGAGGGAGAGAGAUGUAAUUGCCUGAAUGAGGCAUUCCAAUUGCGAAAUGGAUUUUUGUGUGUACACCAUGUUCAGUUUCCCCGAUCUUAAUCUGUACUCCUCUUUAAAUCAUUAGUAUCUGAAAUUUCUGUAUCAUUUCCAAAUGUUCUGUCUCUAAUGUUAUGCUGUUGGAAUUGGUUGAACUGCAGAGAUAUUAUUUAUUUGCACAAAUGUGUUCAGAGAAAUGAGUUGCAUGCUAUAUAUGUAUUAUUCUUCUUGAUUCUAUUGUACGCAUACAAAUUAAAGUUAG